CUCAUUUGUGCGCCAGCCCAUCCCUGGAGAAGUGUUGUGUCUUAGUGCCUUUUCCUCCCCUUUCUUUUUCUUUCCUUUUUUUUCUUUUUUUUUCUUUGGCACGGCUUAAUGAUGGAGAGGAUAAGAAAAGAGAUGAUACUGAUGGAGAGGGGUCUGCACAGUCCUGUUGCGGGGAAGAGGCUCGGGGACGCGCCGGGAAAUUCAGUUCUGGAGGCCCUGGAAAACUCCCAACACGGUGGACGACUCAGUCCGAGAAUAACCUCAGCUUCCCUUCAUGGGAAUCUCGGGGACAUCCCGACGAAAGGCAAAUUUGAAAUAGAAAGUCUUUUCGGGACGCACCACGGCAGCGAGAACGCCUCUUCUGCGGAGAUUUCAUCGUCGGAGAGCAGAAAGAAAAUGAGUCUUUACUCCGAAGUUUCGCAAGAAUCAGACAUAAAUAGUGAUGUGGAGGUGGGAUGCCCAGCGCAUCGGUCGCCUAGCCAGCACAAGGAAAACAACAAGGUUUUUUCUGACAGUAAUUCAGCGUCCUCCAACACAAGCUCGAACUCCCUCCCGAACAUGAACGGAAACUCGGCGGGAGGAUCCAACAAUUCCAACACCGACCAGGUCAGGAGGUAUCGGACUGCUUUCACCCGGGAACAGAUCGGGAGACUGGAAAAGGAGUUUUAUCGGGAAAACUACGUUUCCAGACCGAGGAGGUGCGAAUUAGCCGCAGCGCUGAAUCUGCCCGAAACAACAAUUAAGGUGUGGUUCCAGAACAGGCGGAUGAAGGAUAAGAGGCAGCGCUUGGCCAUGUCCUGGCCCCAUCCUGCAGACCCCAGCUUCUACACUUACAUGAUGACGCAUGCGGCCGCCACAGGAAGUCUACCAUACCCCUUCCACUCGCACAUGCCUCUGCACUACUAUCCGCACGUCGGCGUCACGGCGGCAGCAGCGGCCGCCGCGGCCACCGGAGCCGCCUCUUCACCCUUCGCCACCUCCAUCCGGCCUCUUGAUACCUUCCGCGCCCUCUCCCAUCCAUAUUCGCGGCCAGAGCUCCUGUGCAGCUUCAGACACCCGGGACUGUACCAGUCGCCCGCGGGCCUAAACAGCUCGGCUGCGGCCUCCGCGGCGGCGGCGGCUGCUGCUGCGGCGGCGGCGGUUAGCGCUCCGUCCGCCUCCGGGCCCUGUUCGUGUUUGAGCUGCCACAGCAGCAGCCAGGCAGCUAGCGCGCUGGGCUCCAGGAGCGCCGGUGCUGACUUUACCUGCACGGCUUCCACACAGAGAUCAGAGAGCAGCUUUCUACCGUAUUCCGCCGCUGUUCUCAGUAAGACCUCAGUCCCAUCACCUGAUCAGCGGGAGGAGAGCUCACUUAACAGAUAACUGGUCACCCUGCCUCUGUUUUUAAAGACACGUGUGCGUCAAGCGUUGUAAACAGACACAGUGUUUCAUUUCUAAAUAUUAUUUCUAAAAACAACAACAGCAGCAGCAAGAGUGGACAGCAAAUAUAGCAAUUCAUAUAGCCAAUAGUUUUCAAAAGACGUGCCCCCGUUAUGCGAGUAGACCAUGUUUUUCUUGGCUGGUUAUUUCGCCCUUCCAUUUUUUAUUUUAUUUAUUUAUUUAUUUUAAACUUUUGCUGUUUUGGUUGUUUCGUGCCCAACAUUUUUAUCUUCCACCGGAUGUUUCGUGGCUCCGAGUCCAUUCCUUCCUGCUUUGAGAAGAGAUGAUUAAAUGGGGUUUUCUUCAGUCUGCUCCUGUAAUUUGUAAGGGAAUGUGUUAUGAUUAAGUUUAAAAUAUAUCUGCAGGCACGAAGUCGUUCAGAGAUAUUUCGGUUUGAUCCGAGUCAAAAUCUGCAUUAUUGGUUGAGAUACAGAUCAAAAUCAAAGUCAGUGAUAUUAAAGGGUUCUAAGAAAUAAUUUUUAAAAUAUAAUAGCAUUGAAAAAUUCUGAAGGAGCAUUUUCAUUGUCAAUUAUUCCCAUAUUUCGUCCAUUACCUCCAUUUUGCUUAUUUCACUUAAACGACUGCAUAUGAAUUUAGUUUUGUUCGUAGUUAAAUAUUUUUGUUAUUAGGGGAGAUAAAAAUCAUAACAAUGCUCAAAUUUUCCGUUUACUUUAAUUCAGUGUUAUAUUAUUAGUUAAAGACGUCCUAUUAACACCCUGUUGGAACCCAGUACCCAUUUAGAUUCGU
This is a messenger RNA of Gambusia affinis (western mosquitofish), 2166 nucleotides long. It is a transcript of the gene evx2, whose product is annotated as even-skipped homeobox 2. Gene Ontology annotation, biological process: regulation of transcription by RNA polymerase II. The transcript has 3 exons. The record is from RefSeq and is a predicted model, not a curated record. Lineage: Eukaryota; Metazoa; Chordata; Actinopteri; Cyprinodontiformes; Poeciliidae. Gene Ontology annotation, molecular function: DNA-binding transcription factor activity, RNA polymerase II-specific; RNA polymerase II cis-regulatory region sequence-specific DNA binding. The coding region runs from base 109 to 1362 and encodes 417 amino acids. Gene Ontology annotation, cellular component: nucleus.